UUAAUCAUGUGUCUUCCAAUUAGUUGUUUGAAAUGCAUUGUUGAAAUUGAGGCUAUCCUCAUAUUGAUUGCAGGGCUGGGUAGCUUUGGCUUUACGAUAUACUUGUAGAUCGAAUUUAACUUAGAAAAAUAAGAUGAUGUAAAUAUUAGACUGAUUUCAAGUAAACUCAUAUAGGGGAGGGAGGAAUGAUUGGUUUUUGGGUUAUUUCUUCCUCGAUGAUUCUUAACGGGAUAAUAGGAAUUUUAGGAGGAAAGACAAAAAGCGCUUGUCUUCUAUUAAUAUUCAAUUUGAUUAAUAUUGCAUUAUUUCUCGGAUUUGUAGCUCUUAUGAUUUUUGGAUAUGUGUGGGCUACAGAAAUAAAAAAUUUAAAUAUUAAUACUUAUUGUUCAAAUAAUCCUUCUUUAUAAAAUACUUGGAAUUUAGGGCAGAACCUUUUAUGUUCAGCUUAAUGUUAAUGCUAUAUAGAGGACCCAACUAAGCUUCCACCAUCUUAUUUUAAUUACACAACAGAGUCUUCAGCAUCAUCAGUAUAAAAAUAGUUAAUUAAAUAGGCAAAAAGAGUUUAAGAAUGCUAAGCAUAUGAUGGCUGGAAUCAAACUCAGGUAGAUUAAGCUCAAUUCUUUAGAAGUCUUGAAAAACAAUACGAUUGCUCAGGUUGGUGCACUCCAUUUUCUUUAUAAAUAUUUUACGACAUCAAUAGCAAUUUUGAUUAAAGUGUAAAUAAUUCUCUCUAUUUUAGAAUGAUCAAUGCUUACUUUCAUCUCAAUAAUAAUUAUAAGAUACUUGCAAACUCAUAGGCGAUAUUUCAGCCGGAGCGGUUGCAUUAAUGGGACUAAUGGUUAUAUUUACUUUUUGUCUCUGCUGUCAUCCAACCAAAAAGGAUUAGGAUUAUUAUUAAAAAUUAGCUUAUUAUGAUUCAUGAUAUAUU
Molecule: messenger RNA, 928 nt
Organism: Paramecium octaurelia
Lineage: Eukaryota; Ciliophora; Oligohymenophorea; Peniculida; Parameciidae
Source: the annotation of a GenBank genome assembly